This is a messenger RNA of Drosophila innubila, 596 nucleotides long. It is a transcript of the gene Blos1, whose product is annotated as biogenesis of lysosome-related organelles complex 1 subunit 1. The transcript is spliced from 2 exons. Gene Ontology annotation, cellular component: BLOC-1 complex. Lineage: Eukaryota; Metazoa; Arthropoda; Insecta; Diptera; Drosophilidae. The record is from RefSeq and is a predicted model, not a curated record. Bases 89 to 535 code for a protein of 148 amino acids. Gene Ontology annotation, biological process: endosomal transport.
UUGCCAUCUCUAACUAUCAGCUGUCGUAAAAUAAAAAUAAAUUUGUUUGUAAUUUGCAAAACUCACAGAAAUAGUAGUUGGAAGCAAAAUGUUGACAUCCAUGGUAAAGGAGCAUCAUGCAAAGCAAUCAAAGCGCAAACAGGAGCAAGAAGUGCGUCGUAAGGAAGCUAUUGAAACCUCUAACGAACUAACCCAGUCGCUGGUGGAUCAUCUGAAUGUGGGUGUGGCGCAGGCGUACUUAAAUCAGAAGCGGUUGGAUGCAGAGGCCAAGCAACUGCAUGUGGGCGCCACCAACUUUGCCAAGCAGACGCACCAAUGGCUGCAAUUGAUUGACAAUUUUAGCAGCGCUCUGAAGGAGCUGGGUGAUGUUGAAAACUGGGCACGCAGUAUCGAAGGGGACAUGCAGGUGAUACAACAAACCUUGGAGCUGGCCUACAAAACAUCUAGAGCAGCCCAGGCUACAACAGUCGUUGCAUCAACAUCAGCGGUAGCUUCUACAUCUUCAUCAACAGCGACAAGUGGGAAUCCCAAUUAAAUAUAUAUAUGUAUAUUAGCUGAUAAGUCAAUAAAAUGUGUAAUUGUAACCUAGCAAUAAA